AUGGAGGUUGAGGAAGCUGCGGAACCGGAAGGUGAAGUGGAGAAUUCCGUGUGGCUGAGGGCACGCAGAAAGCGUUGGGCGGAUGAAACGGACACCGGUGAGGAAGAGAGUGAAGGGAAAGUCAAAAGGGAACUUUUGUUGACCGAUUUGCCCAAUUUUCUUUGCGAAGAGCUGGAAAAUGUGAUGGUCCCCAGCAUUCUUGUGGACUUGCUCAGGCAUGACGAGAGCGCUCGAAAGAUUCACAGCAGAAGCAUUUGCAUCUCUAUUCAACCAAGUCAAGGAGGCCGAAGUUGUCCAGAGCAGAUUACGGCUGAAGUGGCUUUCGGAAAGCAGACUUGCACAGUUCCGCAGAACGGAGACUCAAAGCGGGUCACUAUUCCUGAAAAGGAUUUGGCCUGGCUUUCCAAGGAGCACAUAGUGGAAGCAUAUGAGGAUGGUGCAAUCCUGGGGAAGCGUGUAGAACACCAUGUUGAGCACAUCGAGACUUCACAGCAGAAGAGCUUUUAUAGUUAUUCGGAAGCAAGUCGAAGAGAUGAUGGUCGUGUGGUGGGGAUAAGGAUCAUGAUCGAAGGACAUUAUGAAAUGAGCGCCCACAUGGAAUUGAAAAGCAGCAGUUUGGUUUGGGCGUUUGCCUUGCAAGGUGAACGCGCAGCGUACCAGUCAGUUUUGCCUGCAAUGUCAACCACAACUGCAAUUGCUGCAGAAGCCGACUCCGUUCCUGUCACCUCGGAAGGCUAUCACUUCGAUUGCGAAGAGCCUACGUUCCACGCUCGCACGACUCAAAUCAACACAUGGAAGGUGCGCCAACUUGAGUUGAAGGGAGGAUAUGAGUGCAGAGCAAGAAGGGACGAGAAAGUUCAGACACAACAACAGCUACUGCCUGAGCAGCCGCCUUUGUAUGCUGCACCAGCUGUGCUGAAAUGCUGUGCGGAAAUCGGAUUAGAGGUGGAUCUUCUGAUCGGACACAGCCACGGCAGCCUUGUGGUCAACAGUCUUGCCAGCUUGUUCAAGCGGCUGGGUCAAGAGUGUUCGGUGAUCUUCUUGGAUCCCCGAACUACUGAGAAUCAGCUGUGGUCCUUACCGAUGUCCACAGCCUAUACCAGCGUUCAGAAUGCUUUGCCAAGCCAGCCUUUAGAGGCUUCAGAGACUUCAGCAGAACGACAGCUCACAGCUGAAGGACGACUCAAAUACCCACAAUUCCAAUGUCAACGGAGGAAAUUGGCGUUCCUAAUCAAGCCAAAGAGAGGGUGCUCUUGUGGUGAGGAUAAGGUCCUGUGCCAUGCGCUGUUGUGGCAAGAUGAUAGCGCUGGCAAGCUGCCACAGACUCAGGUGUCAAUGAGGUAUGCUGCACCGGCUGUGCUGAAAUGCUGUGCGGAAAUCGGAUUAGAGGUGGAUCUUCUGAUCGGACACAGCCACGGCAGCCUUGUGGUCAACAGUCUUGCCAGCUUGUUCAAGCGGCUGGGUCAAGAGUGUUCGGUGAUCUUCUUGGAUCCCCGAACUACCGAGAAUCGGCUGUGGUCCUUACCGAUGUCCACAGCCUAUACCAGCGUUCAGAAUGUGUCAUACCCACUGUUCAGGCUUUCAGGCGAAGUUUCUUUCUCUGCGCCAUUUGUUGUUCCACACCCUCUCUUCAAGGAGGCAUUCAAGGAGGCAGAGAGACUGUACCAAGAGGGUAUAAGAAUCGCACCGAAAACUGCCGUCUGGAGUGAUGCUCUCAUCGCACACAUGAAGGACGCAAAUCACGCAGGGGUCCCCAAAUUCUAUGACAUUUCUACACAGAUCCAACAAAUGCAACGGCAGAAAGCUUUGCCAAGCCAGCCUUUGGAGGCUUCAGAGACUUCAGCAGAACGACAGCUCACAGCUGAAGAGCUCUGGUCGACUUGCAGCCACGGCAACGACGCCUUCGGUGGCUAUUGCCUUCAGAAAGAUGACAUCUUUUUUUCGCCAAGUGCCUCCUACAAUGCAGGCUAUCACUUCGAUUGCGAAGAGCCUACGUUCCACGCUCGCACGAUUCAAAUCAACACAUGGAAGGUGCGCCAACUUGAGUUGAAGGGAGGAUAUGAUAUGAGUGCAGUGUCAAUGAGGUAUGCUGCACCAGCUGUGCUGAAAUGCUGUGCGGAAAUCGGAUUAGAGGUGGAUCUUCUGAUCGGACACAGCCACGGCAGCCUUGUGGUCAACAGUCUUGCCAGCUUGUUCAAGCGGCUGGGUCAAGAGUGUUCGGUGAUCUUCUUGGAUCCCCGAACUACUGAGAAUCAGCUGUGGUCCUUACCGAUGUCCACAGCCUAUACCAGCGUUCAGAAUGUGUCAUACCCACUGUUCAGGCUUUCAGGCGAAGUUUCUUUCUCUGCGCCAUUUGUUGUUCCACACCCUCUCUUCAAGGAGGCAUUCAAGGAGGCAGAGAGACUGUACCAAGAGGGUAUAAGAAUCGCACCGGGAACCGCCGUCUGGAGUGAUGCUCUCAUCGCACAUAUGAAGGACGCAAAUCACGCAGGGGUCCCCGAAUUCUAUGACAUUUCUACACAGAUCCAACAAAUGCAACGGCAGAAAGACGCUGGGCUUGUGACACCCGCGCAAUGAGCUCGUCGUUUCGGGAUCUCAUGAGAAGGAAGCGUGCUUGCAGUAGGCGGCUUGCCAGACAUGCAGUUUGUUCGUUCGAAAUGAGCACCUCUUCGUACUGCUGCGCAUCACAAAGCCACAUGUUGCCGGACCUGCACGCACUGGUUUGUUCAAAAGUUCAAUGCAGCCUUGCUUCUCGUUUCAACAACGGUCAAACAUGGAAGUUGG
Messenger RNA from Cladocopium goreaui, 2784 nucleotides. NCBI's taxonomy places the organism in Eukaryota, Dinophyceae, Suessiales, Symbiodiniaceae. The record is from the annotation of a GenBank genome assembly.